ACGAAAGUGAUAGUAAUUUUUGGGCGGAUGCUCUGAUCUUGUUUUGCAUCAAGUGGAAAAGUUUAGCUCCGGGCUUCACAAGCUUCACUUCAGAUCAGACGCUGUCAGGGUCUUCUUGCUGCUCAGAAGAAUUUGCAGUGACUUUCAAAUUUGUGAAGGAAAGAGCACUGUCUUCUCAGUCUAAUAAUUCUUCCUGACUCUGCUCUGAACCAAAGGAUGGCUAUGUUUGAUGAUUUCGAUAUCAUAACUCUGGAGGACCUCGAAGAUAUUAAAGAAUCCAUAUCUACUCAGGAUGUCCCAACAGCAGUAAACACGAUCAAAGAAGUCCUUGAUAAACAGGAUCUUGUAGAACUUAACAUUGGUGUGACGGGGGAGUCCGGUUCUGGAAAAUCCACGUUUGUCAAUGCAUUCAGGGGUUUAGGGGAUGAAGAAGAGGACUCUGCUAAAACUGGCCCUGUAGAAACCACUAUAGAACCUGAAGCUUAUGUUCACCCAAAAUACCAAAAUGUGAAAGUGUGGGAUCUUCCUGGCAUUGGAACCCCAAACUUCAAAGCCGAUGAGUAUCUUAAACUGGUUGAGUUUGAACGCUAUGAUUUUUUCAUCAUCAUCGCUUCAGAUCGGUUCAGAGAAUGCCACAUUCAGCUGGCCACAGAGAUCGUGAGAAUGGGGAAAAGGUUUUAUUUUGUUCGUUCCAAGAUUGACUCAAGUAUUGUUGCUGAGAAGAGGAAGAAGAGCUUUGACCAGAAAAAGACACUGGAUACCAUCCGAGAGGACUGUGAAAAAGGUCUAAGAACGAUUGGUAUAGAGGAUCCUGUUGUGUUCCUGAUCUCUAGCUUUGAGCUCGGCAACUAUGAUUUAAAUCUGCUGCAGGAUAGAAUGGAGCAAGAGCUUCCACAGCAUAAGAGACGUGUGCUGAUGUUGGCUUUGCCGAAUAUCACACUGGAGAUCAAUGAGAAAAAGAAGAAAGUUCUACAGGAAAACAUUGGAAAAGUUGCCUUACUGUCUGCUUUGGUGGCUACAGUCCCUCUUCCUGGUCUUUCAGUUGCUGUGGAUAUAGCCAUUGUUAAAAAGGAGAUAGAAAUGUACUACAGUACCUUUGGUCUAGAUGAUCCAUCCCUGCAGACGCUCUGUGAAAGAUCUGGGAAGACCAUUGAGGAAUUCAAAAGUCUAAUGAAGUCGCCACUGAUUGGUGGGAUAAACCCAGCUUCAAUAUUAUCCUUAGCGGGUGCUGCAGCCGUGGUUGUGGCUGAAAAUACAGUUGAGUAUGCUGUGAGUCUCAUACCCUUACUUGGUUCUGUGGUGGCAGGAGGAAUGUCCUAUAUGACAGUCUCAAAAAUGCUGAAGAGAGCUCUGAAUGACAUAGCAGAAGAUGCUAGAAGCGUGCUGAUGGCUUCAGUGCAGACUGAAGUGUAAACACAGAAUAUGACACAGAAGUUACAUGUAUUCAAGUAGCAGCUGCUUUUAUUCAAACUUGUAGCAAAUUUCUAUUAGUUAACUAAACAUGAUCUUGCAUGUUUUAUUUCUUUAACUGAAAUGUACUUUCCCUUUGGACAUAUAUAAUAUUUUAAAGCAUAUUAAAAUAGAAACCAUUAUUUUAUAUUGUAAUAACAUUUUGCAAGAUUACUGUUUUCUUCUGUAUUUUUGAUCAAAUAAAUGCAGUCUUGAUGAGCA
This is a messenger RNA of Cyprinus carpio (common carp), 1671 nucleotides long. RefSeq names its product interferon-inducible GTPase 5-like. The coding region runs from base 217 to 1413 and encodes 398 amino acids. Gene Ontology annotation, cellular component: membrane. The transcript is spliced from 4 exons. Gene Ontology annotation, molecular function: GTP binding. The record is from RefSeq and is a predicted model, not a curated record. Lineage: Eukaryota; Metazoa; Chordata; Actinopteri; Cypriniformes; Cyprinidae.